GUGGUAACAAGAUCCAUCUUCGGUUGCUGUUACUUUAUCACUUCAGAGUUCCUCAGUAGCCGCCAAGAUGGGCGGUUUCAAAAUUGUAGUAUCUUUAUUAUUACUAUCAGUUUACUAUGGACAUGGUCUUCCCAGAGUUGACCCCUUGGUGGAUACAGAGGUGGGGCUAAUCAGGGGCCUUACGUCUGAUCAAGGCUCUUAUUCCAUGUUUCUGGGCAUCCCGUAUGCAACAGUGAACGCGUCCAAUCCUUUUGGGCCUUCCAUUCCACAUUCCCGUUUUGAAGGUACAUUUGACGCUUUCGACGACUCGGCGAUAUGUCCUCAGUAUAAUGAAUUCACCAACGAGGUGGCCGGCACUCUGGACUGUUUGCACCUGAACGUUUUCGUGCCGAGCACCGCAGGCUCUAACAACCGCCGCCCUGUGAUGGUUUGGAUCUAUGGUGGUGGCUUUUCCUAUGGGUUUGCAGGAAGAUCCGUCUAUGGACCGGACUAUUUAGUUAGACAUGAUGUCAUAUUAGUAACACUAAACUAUCGUGUCGGAGCUUACGGUUUUAUGUGUCUCGGUACUCCUGAAGUACCAGGCAAUCAGGGCCUAAAAGAUCAGCUGACUGCAUUGCGUUGGAUAAAAAAAAAUAUUGAAGCAUUUGGAGGUGAUAGUAAUAAGAUAACGAUAUUCGGAGAGAGCGCUGGUAGUGUUUCAGUUGAUUUGCACUAUUUGUAUACACAGGAAGAUCUCUUCCAGAAUGUCAUCAUGCAGAGUGGCACUUCUUUAUCCUACUUCGCUGUAAUGGAACCAAAUCAAGAGGCCCCUUUGAUGUUGGCUCAACAGCUUGGUUUUACAACAAGUAACUUAAAUGAAGCCUUAACGUUUUUGGGAACUGUAAAUACAGAUCUCGUAAUUGCAGCAACUCCUCGAAUAAUGAUUUCACUGGUGCCCUGCGUAGAGAAACAAUUUGAUGGUGUCGAAAGGUUUUUAACAGAAUACCCGGUUAAUUUAGAAGCGCGAAACAAAGUAAAUAUACUAAUAGGCUUUAAUGACCAAGAAAUGCUUACCACUUACGUUAAUCAAUCACCAGAAUACUACGCGUCUCUUAAUGUAUUUCAAGAAUCUCUUAGUUCUACUUUUAACUUUGAACCUGAAUAUCUUAAAAAGAUGGUUGAUAAUGUCCGUCAAUUUUAUAUAGGCGAUGUAGAGUUAAGUGAAAGCGUGAAAUGGGAAUUGAUUGACUUCAGUUCGGACUUUAUUUUUAUCUAUCCCACAUACAGGGUUAUAGAGAAGUACAAGUCCACCGGUAGCAGUUCCAUAUAUUGUUAUCUGUUCGCUUAUGAUGGCGACAGGAACUUUUUCAAGAGACGACUGAACAUUACAGAAGGUAGCGCUGCACACGCUGAUGAAAUAAGUUAUUUAUUCAAUUUUUCUGAGUUCAGUGAAACUCCUACUCCUGAAGAUCAGCUUAUUAUUGACCGUAUUACUGCUAUGUGGGCUAAUUUUGCAAAAUACAGCAACCCUACUCCCGGAGAAACAGAUUUAAUUCCAAUUCAAUGGCCGGCUGUCACAGGAGAGUCACUCAGUUUUUUGAAAAUCGAUUCAGAACUCGCUGUAUACCAAAGGCCAUACUAUGACAGAAUGGCCUUCUGGAAUUUAUUCUACAGGUUAAACAAGGCUUAUGAGAAAGGUUAUAGAGAGGAUUAAACCGAAAGCGACUAACAUUUGACGGAUAAAGUACCAAUAUCAUUUUAAUACCAUUAAAAUAAACAAUAGAUUUUUGUUUAAUUUAAAACAUUUUGGAAAUUUUGGAUUGUAAAAUAACAUAUGACACUGUAUCAAAUGAUAAUGGUUUUAUUCUAUCAAAAUUUGUUUUAUCACGUCAUGUUGUAACAUAAAUAUUUCGAAGCAUUCCGACAAAGAUUUUGUAGAAAAAAUUGUUGCAUAACAUUUGAUAAUCCAUGUUAUAAUACGUUAUCUUGAUAAUUUUGUUAAAUUGAAUAAUAUGUGUCACUUCUGUGUGGGAGCAUCUAACCCAUUUAUACGAUUAAGAUAAAGGUACCUUUAAAUAAAUCCAUAUUUAGUAGUUUCACUUUUAAAUUAGAUAUAUUAAAAAAAAAUAGGACAAAAUCA
Molecule: messenger RNA, 2119 nt
Organism: Chilo suppressalis (striped riceborer)
Lineage: Eukaryota; Metazoa; Arthropoda; Insecta; Lepidoptera; Crambidae
Source: the annotation of a GenBank genome assembly